Nerophis lumbriciformis (worm pipefish) is the source of this 763-nucleotide messenger RNA. RefSeq names its product troponin I type 1a (skeletal, slow) (gene tnni1a). Gene Ontology annotation, biological process: skeletal muscle contraction; cardiac muscle contraction. The record is from RefSeq and is a predicted model, not a curated record. NCBI's taxonomy places the organism in Eukaryota, Metazoa, Chordata, Actinopteri, Syngnathiformes, Syngnathidae. Gene Ontology annotation, cellular component: troponin complex.
AUGAUAUGAUUCUUUAUUUAGAGAAAACCAAAGAUAUCAGCUUCAAGGAAGCUCAUGCUCAAGAGUCUGAUGGUGGCAAAGGCCAAGGAGGAACUUGAGCAAGAGAUCCUAAACAAAGAGGCUGAGAAAGAGAAGUACCUGGCAGAGAGAGCUCCUCCCCUCAACACCAGUCACAUGAGUAUGGCUCAGUUACAGGAUCUGUGCAGAGAGCUCCAUGCCAAAAUUGAUGUAGUAGAUGAGGAGCGAUAUGACACUGAGGCCAAAGUGACGCUCAACACACGUGAGAUUAAAGACCUGAGUAUCAAGGUGUUGGACCUGAGGGGGAAAUUCAAGAGGCCUACACUGCGCCGCGUUCGUGUGUCUGCUGACGCCAUCCUCCGCUCGCUGCUCGGCUCAAAGCACAAAGUCUCCAUGGACCUCCGAGCCAAUCUCAAGUCCGUCAAGAAAGAGGACACUGAGAAGAAGAGACCAAUAGAGGACAGUGACUGGAGGAAAAAUGUUGAAGCCAUGUCAGGAAUGGAGGGAAGAAAGAAGAUGUUUGACGCUGCCAAGGGUUCCGCCCAGUAAACCCAGUACCUGCGUUAACCCCUGCACCUGAAUCGGUUUUCCCAAAAUCCUCAUCAAAUAGGAGAUGAUGUCUACAGUACUCCCUCUCUUUACUGUAAAAUGGAGUGACACAGGCUUUGUUAUUGCCAAUAAAAUUGUAUUUCUCCCAAACCUCACACCUGUGAUCAGUAAUAAAAUGUUCAUCCGAGUAAAGAGA